Molecule: messenger RNA, 1350 nt
Organism: Sceloporus undulatus (fence lizard)
Lineage: Eukaryota; Metazoa; Chordata; Lepidosauria; Squamata; Phrynosomatidae
Product: drebrin-like protein B
Exons: 8
Coding region: 6-1319 (437 amino acids)
Biological process (GO): neuron projection morphogenesis; positive regulation of axon extension; positive regulation of dendritic spine morphogenesis
Cellular component (GO): plasma membrane; cortical actin cytoskeleton; postsynaptic density
Molecular function (GO): actin filament binding
Source: RefSeq, a predicted model, not a curated record
GAGGGAUGGAGGGGCCUUGGGGGAAGCGUGCUCCCGGCCUCCUCCCGGGGCCGAAGCAGGGCCUGGCCCCGACGAGAGCCCUGCCUUCUCCCUCUCUCUCCCUCUCUCGGGGCCCGCCCCGCUCCCUCCCCUGGCGGCAGGAGGAGGCCCCUCACCCCGGAGGGCCUCCUUCGCCUUCUCCUCCGGCGGAGCCAGGGCCAGGCGGCUUGCUUCCCCUCUCCUCGGGGCCGGAGGGGCUUGCGCUCCAGGGGCCUCGCUGCCGGCAGCAGGAGUCUGUCCGGAGGGGCUCUCUGCCUGGGCGGGCGGCGCUUCCUUCCUUCCCUUCUUCCUGCCUCUGGCUCGGUCCGUCCCUCGGGGGCCGGCCGGGGCUCCGGAGGGCGGAGGGCGGGCGCUUGCCCUGCCUUGCCCUGGCUGGCCUUGCCCUGGCAGCUUCCCUGGCCGCCGGAGGGUCCGCUCCGUCGGGCGAGAUGGGCAGCCCCCGCCGCUCUCUGGACCUGGAGGCGCACGGCCUGGCUCUGCUGGCCGCCAAGGGCGACGUGGUCAGCGGCAGGGCGGCCGCCAGCUGGGCCCUCUUCACCUACGAAAAAUCCAACCAACUCAAGCUCCUGGACUCUGGAGCUGGCGGUCCCGAUGAACUGGCCAAGCGCUUCCAGAGUGGCAGCGUCAUGUACGGUCUGUGCCGUCUGCAGGAUGGUGCCACAGGGCAGCAGCACAUCGUCCUCAUCAACUGGGUUGGAGAGAACGUCUCGGACCAGCGCCGCCAAGUCUGUGCUGGGCACCUUCCCUCCAUCCGGGCCUUUUUUAAGGAAGCCAACCUGGUGGUGAAGGCAUGCCGGACUGAGGAGGUGACCCAGGAGAGGCUGUCGCGCAUGAUGUCCCUGGCUGCUCCAUCAAGCCGCACUCCUACCAAGAAGGGUCCGCCCGGGGACCAAGAGGAGCUGGUGGGCACCAACUACAAGAAGACAAAUCCAGCCCUGGAAAUCCUGCGCACCAAGCGGAGCUCCUUCUGGGCCCAGGCUGAGAGGGAAGAGGAGGAACGGCGCGAGGAGGAGCGCAGGCGAGCCCAAGAGGAGCGCCGACAGUGGGAGCGCCAGCGCAUGGAAGAAGAACGCCGGCAGGCUGCAGAGCGGGAACGGCACAUUCAGGAGAAAGAGCAGCUCAUCCAGGAGCAGAGGAAGCUGCAGGCCCAACGAGAGGCAGAGGAGCGUCGGAACGAAGAGGCCCGAAGGCAGGUGAGUCCCUCUGUCUCCAGGGCACGCGGUGCCCCUACCUGUGCCAGGAAAUGGGGAAUCCAGCAAGCCCCCCCGCUCCAUUUAUAGAAUCAUAGAGUUGGAAGAGACCCCAAGGGCC